AUCGUCGAUUAUUUCAUUCUCUUGGAAUUCGUCGCAAAAAAAUGAAAGCAAAGUUCGUCAAGCUCCUAAUUCUAUUCCCGCGAUAUAUUCGGGUGUGCGUGUAGUAGUUUAUGCGAUUCUGGCGAAAGGCAUCGAACCUAAAAAAAUUAUAAAUCUUUCGGCACAAUCUCCGGAUAGCCCGAUUAAACUUGAUGUUAAAGUAGAUCCGGUAACUCUUCAAGGAUCGAAAAUACAUACUUUAGCUGCUCGGAAACUAAUUCAGGAUUUGGAAGAAGGAGCCUCCUAUCUGCACGCGGAUUCCACAGGAAAAGAGAAAGUUUUCAAUAACCUUGUCAAAAAACAAAUUAUUAAUUUAGGUAUUACUUUCAGCCUUGCGUCAAGACAUACCAGUUUUCUAGCAAUUAACGAGAAAACUAAUUCGGAAAUCGCUAGGAGUGAGACUCUCAAGCAAAAAAGAGAAGUUCCGGGACAUGUACGAACUUUUGCUAGAAAAUCGGCAAUUAUUCCUCGUAGUUUAAACUUUUCGGCGACAUCUGGGAGAAUGGAAAAACUUGAUAAUAAUAACGUAAGCAUUAUGUCAAUGUCAGACGAAGACGAGCUCACUUCACCAAUUCUUCCUGUAUCAGUACCAAGUUUACAAGCUCAAAAGCAAGAACUAUCACCACCAUUUGACAUAAAGUCACCAAAUAUUGAAACAUUAUACGAAUUUUUAAAAUUCCAAUCAUUCGAUGGAAAGUUCGUUGCGAAAAAUUCGAAUUUCUCGAGCUUAUUUUCCGGUCACGAUUCAAUGAAAGAUGAAGAUUCGGUGUGGACGACAGCUGUGGCAAUGGCUUAUUUGGAAAUUGUGAUGAAGGAGUUUAAAGAGGAAUGGGAAUUGUGUUUUGAAAAGGCGGAACGCGCAUUAACGGAUUUAAUUGGUAAAAAUGAUGAAAGUAAGAAAGUUGAGAAUAUUUUGGCGGAAGCUCAUGAAUGGGUGCAAAAAUGGGUUGCAAGUAAAUGA
Ambispora gerdemannii is the source of this 1000-nucleotide messenger RNA. Lineage: Eukaryota; Fungi; Glomeromycota; Glomeromycetes; Archaeosporales; Ambisporaceae. The record is from the annotation of a GenBank genome assembly.